AUGAAGUUCACCUCCGUUGCCGUCGCCGUUAUGGCCGUUGCCACCGUCCAGGCCGCCGCUACUGGUCCUAGCACCACUCUCCCCAAGUGGUGUGGUCACAUUGGCCAGGGCUGCAAGCGAACUGCUGACGCCUCCGUUGAUGUCAAGCGCUCUGCCGAUGCUCUCGCCGAGGCCAUGGCCAGGAACUUGCCCCUUGUCCUUCAGAAGUGGUGUGGCCACAUUGGCCAGGGUUGCUACAAGGCUAAGCGUGCCGCCGAUGCCGCCGAUGAGGUGAAGCGUACCAGUGACGCUCUCGCUGCCGCCAUGGCUGCUCUCGAGGAAGAGGAUACUGAGUAA
This is a messenger RNA of Penicillium verrucosum, 336 nucleotides long. RefSeq names its product mating alpha-pheromone PpgA. Lineage: Eukaryota; Fungi; Ascomycota; Eurotiomycetes; Eurotiales; Aspergillaceae. The transcript has a single exon. The record is from RefSeq and is a predicted model, not a curated record. Bases 1 to 336 code for a protein of 111 amino acids.